Molecule: messenger RNA, 1601 nt
Organism: Amaranthus tricolor (Joseph's coat)
Lineage: Eukaryota; Viridiplantae; Streptophyta; Magnoliopsida; Caryophyllales; Amaranthaceae
Exons: 4
Coding region: 183-1166 (327 amino acids)
Source: RefSeq, a predicted model, not a curated record
AUUAGUGUAGAUGUGAAAUGUACUAAACAGGGUAAGAUCAAUUACCCUGUUAGUGUUACCAUUUCCUUCGUCUAUCGUUUUCUCUCUCCAUAACUGUUUCCGACACUUUUGGAUGCCAACAAGUGUUCAUCUCCAUUUUCUCUCUACUGUAACAACCCAGAAUCGUAAAUCUUAAAUAAAAAAUGGGAAAGCUACUAUGCGACAGCGCCACCAAUUCUAUAACGGAAAAGUUACCACAACCGUUGGUUACCUGGAGGGAUCCAUCAACCACAAUCGUUGAUUCGGUUCCAUCAACAUCAUGGGAUGAAGUGCCAGGUUUAGAAGACCAACAGAGAAGAAAUCUUUCGAAGUUGUAUGAUAACGGGAUUCUGUGGACGCAUCCACAGGAUCGUUCCGUAUCACCCGUUGUUUUACAGUUAAUUCACGGUGGUAAUGUCAACUCUGACGGAAAUUGUUUAUUCUCGGCGCUUGAGAAAUUGACGCAUUGUGGUGGAGCUAGAGAUUUGAGGAGUAGAGCGGUGAAAAAAUUUGAACAAGAUUUAGGAUUAGCGGAAAAUGUACAGAAACAAAGAGUUGAAUCAGUGAUUAAGAAUUUGUAUUCUCCCGAUUUGGAUUCUGGAUGGGGUGUUCAUAUUGUUCAAGAAAUUAAAUUGUUGGCUAAGAAAUCUGAUCGUCAGAUCAUAGAUGAUGCUAUUCUUUAUUAUGCUAAUCGUGGCAUAAUUAGAGAAAUUGCAGCGGAGACUAUUUAUAAAGAAUGCUGUAUUGCUGUGGAUGAUGGCCCGAGUUGGGCGAAGUACAUGUCUAUCUCUGGUUCCCCGGACCAUGAUGAGUAUGAUAUCAUCACAUUGCAAUAUACUAAGGAUGGUUUGUUAACUAUUAAUGAAAAUAGAGAUGGUCGCGCUGCUGCCUUUGGGGACGACAUUGCCAUUGAGUGUCUUGCAAAUGAGUUCAAACGAGAGAUUUAUGUGGUGCAAGCACAUGGAUCAGACGCAGACAACUGUAUUUUUUUCCUCCCUCACCGUCCAAGGGGUGAAAUAACUGGACUCCCGCUCUUCCUCUUCAUGAAAGGGACAGGUUGGUGUAGUGCUGGAGCUGAUCAUUACGAGCCCUUGAUUGCACAUUCCUCUUCCGUCCUCUCUCCGGAGAAGGUUGCUUUUGUACUAUGAGAACUAUUGUUUUAGGACUUAGGAGAAGCAGCAUCGACUCUCAUUUUUUAGACUGAUUGGCAGUACAUUUUUUCGGCAAGGCAUAGAGCGAGUUUUUUCUUAUUCCAGGAAUAGAUAUAGUAUCUGAUUCUUUUUGCGUUUAACCAUGAAUAUUCAGUAGAUGAUGAUUUCGUACUGUGUGGAGCUACGUGCACGCGAGCAGUCCCCAUCCUCAUGGAAAAUGUAAUUGUUCUAUUUGGGGCUGUGUCUUCUAUUGAGACAGUUAUGGUUUUGUUUGUUUGAGGUAGAAAUCCUGAUUUUGUCAUUAGGAUAAUACAUAAAUGAAUAAUCUUUAUUGUAGAAAGAAAUUCAUAUAUACUUCUAUAAACAAAUCUUGUUAUGGUUACAUUUGACUAUAUUAAGUGAUGUUAAUAAAAGCACUUUGCAAAGACCUAA